CUGUCGCUUCAGUUGCAAAUGGCAGACCUGCAACGUAUACUGUAGGUAGAGGACAUAUCCUCCAAUUUUGACACGAUAAAUCAUCAAUAGCAUGAGAUAACGGUGAACGAAGGAAUCGAGAGGAUCCUGAUAAUUUUCUACGUAUCAUCGGGAAACUAGUGUUCUCGUGAAAUUAAUUGAAUCGUAUUUAUCUGGUGGUAAUAUUCCGGGGUAAUUGCUCGACAAUGGCGAAACUCAUCGAUAUUUGGCAUACGGAGCAGCCGGUCACCCUCAAAAAACGACAAAUGCCGUUGAUUGUUGAUCACCAGUUAACGAUGAUAAUGGACUUGAGCAGUUUGGGUUACAUCUGCGAGAGCCCGCUGGUGCGUGGCAAGCACCUGGACGAAUUCACUCGCAAACUGAAUAUUCUCACGAAGGACAAAAUUAAGGAAGCCUUCGAGGUGUCUCACAACGACAUGCUGGAUAUUCUCAGACAGGCUGUGCCCUGCGUCGGCUGUCGCCGAAGUGUGGAGCGUCUCUUCUACGAUGUUAUGACCUCGGGUCAUCAAGCACUAGAUCCAAUUAUAGUCACCAAGGACGGUAUGAUUACCCUGAGCGACGAAGUGUUAGAGUCUCCGCGAUUACUAUGCACUAUGCUCCAGGGGCACAGCGCACGUCUGAACGCCCUCCUGGAGAAACAACCCCGUAGUAAAAAAUCUCGACGUUGCGUUUUGCAUUCCCUGGAGGUGCAACGUACCCGUCCACCCUCAGGGGCUUGGCGAGAAGCCUGGGAGGUGAUGCGAUCCCCUUGUCGCCAGGAGCUGACAGUCGUAGAAAGAGAAACCCUCGAAUCAACCCUCGAUACGUAUCUCAAGAAGCAUCGAUUCUGUUCAGAAUGUCGGACGAAGGUCCUCCUGGCGUCGUCCCUCUUUUGGAAAAACUCCGGCACAAUCCAGGAGAAGGGUUACACGCCUUCCCUCUACGCAGGGAUAAAACGCUGUGUUGCAGAGAGUCAUAUCCACCUCCCCACGAAUUCCGACUACAUUUCUUCAUUAAUAGGACGCGCUCAGCCCGAAAUUAUGGGCCGUGAGAGACACGCCAAGACCCUGGAGAUCGCCCAGGAGGAGGUGCUCACGUGCCUGGGCAUGUGUGUAGCUGAGAAACUGCACAGAGUACACAGACGACUCAGAGAGGAGGAGACUGUCUGCAAAGUAUUUGCAGCUGUUGCCAUCGAUGCUCUGUCACGUAAUUUUCAGAAGGCAGUGGAAGUAAAACAGGGGAUUACACAGCUGGAGAUAGUCUGCGAGGAGCUAACGAGGGAGGAGCUCAACAAGGAGAAAAAGAAAGAGAAGCUGAGGCUGAAGAGGAGAAAGAAGAAGGAGAAGAAGGGAGAGCUCAACGAGAAGGAAAAGGACGAAGUGGAGAAGAAGGAGAAUAUACCAGAGCCCGAUUGUAAUUGUACAGAAAAUUCUAGCCAAAAGAAAAUCCAGCCCCCCAUCCCGGAAAACUCCCCACCCCGUACCUGCGUGCCACCGAAGAAGUCACCGAAGAAACCAAAAGCCUCGAAACCUAGGAAAGGACCAGAUUCCAGUGGGAAAAAUCACAAAAAGCCAGAGGUUUCUAUAGAGGAAGAGAAGUGCACCUGUCCGCAUGACCUAGAAUCCACUGAGGACCUUCUUAAAUGGCUAAAAUUCUCCAAGCUGAGUGAACAAGCAAGUAGAGCGUCUUCGGAACCCUCUCAGUCCUCCCAGGAUUGUGGAUAUUCAUCCGAGCACAAUGGAAGUAGUGUCUCUAUGCCCAGUACUCCUGAGGGCUCAGAAGUCGCCUGUUCCGAAGGGUGUUGUGGUCACGAGGGUGACUGUCAGGAUACUUUAGGAACCAAUAAAUUGAAUCAUUCCAUUUCACCUCUAUUAUUACUUAGGGAACAAAAAUUCACUCCGACAUUAGCGCAAAUGCUUCAAGACUCGUUAUCGGAUGAGGAAGGUAAUGAGAGUCUCAUUCCACUCGAGGAAAUUCAAGAAUUCCAUUCACGUGUGUGUCAAGUACAUGAAAAACGGCUGGAGUUGAGGAAAAACCUACGCAAACGCUUCGCUAUUUUGUGUAGCCAUUAUAACUCAACCAAUGGCAUUCCAAAAUGAUUCCUAUUUUCUCGAGUUGACAGAAUUUUUUUUACAUUUAAUUUUUACCGCUUGGGAAUUCGAUAGAGAUGACGUUGUAUAUUUUGGAUAAUUGUUGAAGAAUUUUUUUUUCUUCGUUUUCAUUGGAGGAAUCAUUGAAAUUUAUUCUCUAAUCUCAUUGUAAUUGAGAAUGGCAGAGCUCGAAUAAAAUUUUCUUGAGAAACAAA
Molecule: messenger RNA, 2323 nt
Organism: Diachasmimorpha longicaudata
Lineage: Eukaryota; Metazoa; Arthropoda; Insecta; Hymenoptera; Braconidae
Product: gametogenetin-binding protein 2-like
Exons: 5
Coding region: 225-2117 (630 amino acids)
Cellular component (GO): nucleus; cytoplasm
Source: RefSeq, a predicted model, not a curated record